AAUGACUGAGUUAAAAGAUAUGAAAAAUUAAAUCUUAAAUAAUUUACACUUCCUAAUACCUAUCCUACUUUUCAAUGGCGCUUAAACUUGGGAAUGCAAGCCAUCGUUUAUCGCUUAUAAAGACGUUACGCAAUGUUGUACUUGAUGUGCACUCUUUAUUCUCCGGAAAUAAUAUCGAAUAAGCUUAGAAAAAAAAUCAAUAUCAAUUUUCUCGUGCUGACGGAAGUCACUAAACAGGGUUGACAAUACAAGUUAUUGUUUGCGGUCUAAAGAUAGCUCUCGAUCGAUUUAUGCAUUUGCAUCACGAUGUUUAGGCCUUGAUGCAGCAUUUAUAAUGUCAAAUAAAAUUUCCAUAUGCAUUGAAUUUUGAAGGUUGCCCACGACUAGAUUUUAUGAAAUUGUGAAGGAAAUCGGAGUAACAAUUCUUAAAUGCAAAAUUAUCAUCUUAACAUACGCAAAUAAUAAAUCUACAUGUAAAAAUAACUUAAAUUACUUCAUAAUCUGCAGAACACGCGUAAUCGAUAAUUGUAUCUGGUAUAUCGCUCUAAUGGACUCGGUGUACAAAAUGAAAAUUAGCAGAAUAUUGCUAAGGUAAAUUAUUGCCACCAUCAAAUUACAGCGCAUAAAGGCGAGUCGUCCAUAAGCUGCGAAAAUCAUGCGAAACGGAGAUGAUUGUGCAACUCUCUCGUGUAAUGCGCCGUAAAUCCUAUGAAUGAACCAGAAGCUUCCGUAUACAUCAGCUGUGCAUCGAUGACGUAACCGAUGCCUAUGCAAUCGCCACGUGUCUGGUAUCACGCGCAAGAAGAGACAUUGAACGUUACUCAUCGAAUAUGGAUUUUUUAGGAAUCUCUGCAGAUAGUUAAAAAAUGAUAUCCCUCUGCAAGCCCUUGUCUUAGAGAUCCGAAAAGAAUGAAAUCGCGUUAACGAGCUUAACUCGAUUUGUAACAACACUGCGAAAGAUAAAGUCACUCGGAUGCUUUCAAACACCAAGACACAAAUCUUACAGAUUACUGAGCAGAUUAAAGACAAAUCCGAGACUUAAUAAGAUUAUAGCUAAUGCAGUGAAGGCGCAUCAGAUGCACCGAAACGAUGACGCAACCGUUCGCGGGGGCUUCCAAAGUGACGUCAUUAGGAUUUCAAACGCGAGGGCGGCUUCUUGGAAAUGACGAAGACUUCGAGGCGGGGGCGGCGAGAUCAUUGGAUUACACAGCGCGGUUUAAACGAAACGAUGACGCAACCGUGAUGACAAUGGACCGACACGAGUAACGUUACGUUGGGACUCGGAGCGCGAAAGACACCCUUCUCCGGAGCCGUCUAGAGGGGUUCUAGGGGUGGUUCGCCAUUGGCGCACAGGUUACCGGAGAGUGGCGGUACGGCCGCGAGGAGUUUGCGGAUGGUCUGUGACUGGGAAGUCACAGUGGAUCGAUAAACUUGCGCUUGCUCCCUCCGGCGCGCCGCUGACACACACAGACAGAGGCUCGUGUGUCUCCAAACUAGUUUUAAGGAGGCAUGCAUGCACGCGAGUACGAUGCGCGAUCGCGAUCAGUCGCGAUGUAACCGCAGAGUGAAACGGCCUCACACCAGGCCACCGGGUGACCACCAUCAGAUGCUGGAUGUGGGCUGAUCUCGUGCCGAAGAGCCAAUCACCCGGACCACGAAGCCGGCGAUCAGCGACCUGGACACUGAGGUGGGCCCGACGGGAACGUGGGUCUCGUGGGAACGUCGGGGGUCCGUCUGGGACCACGCCUGAGGAUCCAGUGAUCCUCAGAUAGGAAGAGGCUGCUCACCUUUCUUCGAUCCGCACGUCACUGGAUGAUUCACAUUUUGAUUUUCGCCGUGAUUAACAGCAGUUCCUGAACGAAUAUCUAAUCAGAGAGAGAGAGAGAGAGAGAGAGAGAGAGAGAGAGAGAUAAAGAAAGAUAGAGAAGAGAAAGAUAGUUGCUGUACCGCGGCAUAAUUACGUAAUUUACGUUAUUUGUGUCUUGAAAUACAACCGCCGUCAGCGUCGUUGUCGGCGGCGCGAAUCUUAUCAUUCUCAAAGGAGAAUGGUUGUAUAUUCGCGGCAGCGAGUAUCACACAGCCCUCAGUAGGAAGAUGAUAGAGAGCCAGGUGCAUCAACAUCCGGUACGAGUGCCGCCUGACAAGCCACAGUCGCUCCAGACUACCAAUACCGGCGUCAAGUUCGAAAAUGAGCAAUGUAAGGAGCCCCUGCUUCCGGAGAAGCAGAACUCCCACAGGAUGACACCGACCGACGGCCGCUCGCGGACCACCUCCGAGUCGAAGGACACCAUAAGCACCCCUACCACCACCGCCAGCACCACCACAACCACUAAUGGACAGGCGGCAGCGGUGAAUUCCGGUGGACACGCCACCGAAGACUGCCUCGAGGUGACCAUCUUCGACGAGGGCAUCGAUGGCGGCCGGCUGCCGGACGUCGUCGCUGAGAGCAAGAUCUAUGGCGUGACCGAAGAAGACGAGCCGGUCGAAUCGUACUUGGCGAUCACCAUCCAGGUUUUCAUACCCUUCCUCAUUGCCGGGCUGGGCAUGGUGGGCGCCGGAUUAGUCCUCGAUCUCGUCCAACACUGGGUAGUCUUCGAGAAAGUCAACGAGCUUAUGAUUCUGGUACCGGCGCUUCUUGGCUUGAAAGGUAAUCUAGAAAUGACUCUGGCGUCGCGUCUUUCUACUCAAGCGAAUCUCGGACACAUGGACAUGCCGAAGGAGCAAUGGCACAUGAUCGUCGGGAAUCUCGUCUUAAUACAAUGUCAAGCGAUAGUGGUGGGCUUCCUGGGUUCCGUGGUGGCGAUCGUGAUGGGUGCCUUCCGCAACGGCACGGUCUCCCUGGACCAUGCCUAUCUACUAUGCGCCAGCAGUUUGGUCACCGCGUCUCUUGCUUCUUUCGUUCUGGGCCUUAUUACCGCGGGCGUCAUCGUCUUCUCCCGUCAUUGCCAUAUCAAUCCGGACAACGUGGCCACGCCGAUAGCCGCUAGUCUCGGCGACAUCACGUCGCUGGCACUCCUCUCAUGGAUCGCCACUAUACUCUACGAAUCCAUUGACAAGCAAGACUGGGUGGCACCCCUCGUCAUAGCCUGUUACGUCCUCGUGACCCCGCUCUGGGUAUGGAUCGCCAAAAAGAACAAGUACACCAACGAUGUGCUCUACUUCGGCUGGACGCCGGUCAUGGUGGCCAUGUUGAUCAGCAGCUGUGGCGGUCUCAUACUGGAGUUCAUGGUGUCGCGCUUCGAGAACUUGACGGUGUUUCAGCCGGUCAUCAACGGCGUCGGCGGGAACCUGGUGGCCGUUCAGGCCAGCAGGAUAUCAACGGCGCUUCACAAACAGGCCGAACUCGGCACGCUUCUAAUCCCACCGGGCCUCACGCAUCCCGUCAUCUUCAUCACCCCAAUUGCCAAUUUUUUCGGGAAAGGUAUACACGCCAGAACUACGAGAGUCCUGAUGACAAUGGUGAUACCGGGCCACAUUAUUUUUAUUUACCUGAUCAAUUACAUGAAGGACGGCAACACGUCGAUGACGCCGCUCUUCGUCUUCGUUUACCUCUGCGCGGCGAUGCUGCAGGUCGCGGCGCUCCUCUACAUCGCCUACAUAAUGAUCCACUGGAUGUGGAAGCGGAAGAUUGAUCCCGACAACUCGGCGAUCCCGUAUCUGACCUCGAUGGGUGACUUGCUCGGGAUCAGCCUGCUAGCGAUUGCCUUCCAAUUUCUGUACCUGGUCGGAGAUCAAGAUUUCGACGCGCCCUGACCGUAGAAGUCGCAAAUUAUAGCGUUCUUCGGCGGGCGGGACGCACAAGUUAGAACUGUCGGACCGAAAGGGCAUUCCUACGAGGCUGUGGUCGUCUGAAAGUAUAUUCCAUCAAAUCCAAUCGUCGAUCUGCCAGUCCGCCGACGAGUCCCACGGACGGAUAGUCGCAAUGGUAUUAUACUUGAUAAAGCAUUAAUAAUUCAUCACUUAUAUCCUGCGUUCGCUAAGAAUUAAUUAAAAGCGAGGUAUCGAGUGUAUCGUUCGCAUUUUGUGAAAACCGGUCGAAUUUUAUUUCCAUUAUCGAUGCGGAUAUCUCGAUACUUAAUAAUUCAUAAAUUUUUUACGGAUGCAAGAUACAAGUGACCGAUCGUUAAUACCUUGUCAAGCCGAGCGGGCGCGUUACUCAGGUUUUAAUUAGCUACUAAUAUAUCAGAAGGUCGGUAGCACGUGGCAAAUUAAUUCGUCGACUAUCUAAAAAUUACGAUUGUAUUUUAAAAUAUGAAAUCUUUCCGAAUAACCGUAUCUCCGGAAUUCAAGCCUAAAGUUCGAGAAUUAAUUUCUUCAAGAAUGGCCGAUAAAAAAAGGUAAUUUAAUUAGCAAGUUUACCAAGCAACGGCAAUAAUUUUGAGGAUUCUUCGGCAAUACAUAUUUGAUGAAAUAUCUCUCGAGCGCGUGACACAAAGCCUAAAAUUCGCUAGCCUUGGAACUUAAGGAUUUCAAGAACCUAAAGCAUAAUUUUUCGGUGUAUUGCAAGUAAAAAAUUGGAGAGAUUGCCGUAUUUUUUAAGAACAGUCAGAAAUAAUUCACAAAGUCGCAUAUUGAAUUACAAUCGCGGGAAUUGCAAUAGCAAUUUAAUGUUAGGACUCCGUAGUUGAUUUAUCCUCGGGCUCUCAGCGAGAAUUAUGAUUCUUCCACGGAGCACGCGUAAAUAAAAAAACACGUGUAAUCGUAAUACCAACACGUAUGUGUCUUCGAAUAGUUGCCUUUGUAUACGACGAAAUUUAGAUAGGUAUUUAGAAGCUGCCACACGACCUAUUUUUGGAAGUUUUGGAGAAGCUCUCGGAGAUUUACUCGAGCCUGAAAUACUCGCCGCAUAAAGGUUCUAUGUUAACACUUGCGGUGCGUUUGAUCGGAAUUUGGUCUUCCUUACGCAAAUAACUGAUUCCAAGAUUUUUUUUAAUCUUUUGAAUUAUUUAUUAAUGGGACAUUUUUCGGAUCUAGAGAACAAUUGCCUGAAAGGUAGAACGCAUUAUCGGGUUAAAAAUCGAGUCGAUGACGUAAGUUAUCGCGAGUACGAGAGCCAGCAAAAUCUCGUACAACAAAUAGAUUUACUAGCACUAUUUAUUGUAUUUUUCAAAGAUUCAAGCGGAUUCUAGAGAUUUUGUAGACAAAAAUCAACAAACGCGAUGAUUUGAAGCUUAGCGUCUAAAGCUGACAUAGAGACGAGUGCGCAGUUGUUAAUAAAUUAAUCCACGAAUUUUACUCGAUCACCUAUAUCGAGGUGUCAUUAGUCGAUUGGAAAGUCCGCGCAAAGGGUGCAAGGAUGAGCCUUGGCGAAAUUGUGCACGAAUAGCAUCGCUUCGAGGGGAGACAACGAUGAGCUCGGUGUUUGAAAACCGAUUGCAUUUACGAGUUAACGUCCCGUUGACGAUUAUCUCUGACGUCGUGUGAACGAUUUAAUUCGCACCCUGACACGAUUGCAACAUGUAGUACAAUACGCUUUUGUGUUCAGAAAAAUUGUAAGCAACACUUCGGUCGAUAAUUUAAUUUCGCUCGGUGCGUCCGUCACAGCUCACGCGGACGAUAGGCUGUAUAGUAUUGUAAAUUAGGAUAAUUCGUGAUGAAAAGGGAGGAAGGGAACGAAGAGAGGCGUCGUUAUAUUUCCGUGUACAUAUUACCGUGUAACGUACGUGUUUUACGCACGUUACGUAUGUUUUAUAGGCGCCGCGUCAAAGACUAAUAUUUAGUCUUUGCGAUAGGGGGGAGAGAGAUUCACGUCCAAGUCGACAUCGCCUUUCGGCCCACACACGUUCAGUAUUAUCGCUUUUACGACGUUGCCUGGAAUCGCUGAGACACGGCGGGUAUAUUCCGAUCCCGCCGACAGAACAUUCCGCUUUUUCGGCACGCGUGUGUCUUCUCGCGAACUGCGUUCAAGUCGAUCCGAUUAAGAUAGCACAGUGCACUUACUCUAAUUAAAAAAAAAAGAAGAAGAAAAGGAUCACACGAUACGUUUUACGGUUGCGUGAUUUAACAGUGCAUGAAUUCGUUUGAGGUUUACUGUCGAAUCAUCUUCACUCGCGGUUAGUUGCUUCAUGAGUUUCGUCGACGCAGUAGAAACGAGAUUUUUAAGUAAACUGUAAAAAGGAAGAAAGAAAAAAUGCGUUCGCGAAUUUUUUUUCGUGAAUUCUCGCAGCGAUAUUCUUGAAAUGAUAUGCGUUUUAUUAUGCAGUCGAGUACUUUAAAAAAAAAUUAACUUUUAUCGCUCGUAGCAUCAUCUAGUGAUCAUUAUUCGCUUUAUUUUAUAUAAAAAAUAAUAUAUGUGUAUUUCUCUUUUUUUUUUUAUAUACGUUUGUUAGUUCUGUUGUUAGUUCUGACGAGCACAAUGAUCGUAUCAUGAACAAACGUGCUAUAAAUACGCAGACAAUAAAUAUGCAAUCUGAGGACGGAUGUGUAAAGUAUUUUGUAUGUGUAAAAAGUUGAAGGGAAUUUAUAAGAUCCCUCUGUACAAAGCCGACUUUUGCAAAUAAAAAUGACAAAAAAACUAUAUAUAUUUUAAACCAUUUUACUCUCGCUGCUCGUGAAAUUUUUAAAGGAGAACAGAGAUAUCGCGGAGGAGAACGUAUGCUGCCACUCGAUCGCCCGAUUGCAAACCCUCGUCUCGACGUGACGGCGACUAGAGACAACGCAUAUAGUCGUUUAAACUUUAUCCGCAGCCCGAAACACAGCGUUUAUUCCGCAAGUUAGAACGACGAACGUACAAGACAAUAAUCGUACAAGCGGCAGAAGGAGAAAGGAAAUAUUUUGUAUACGACACCCCGUGUAUGUGUCUUGCGAACAAUAAAACUGGAUAAUACUUCGACGAGGGGAUCGAGCAGCGUACUUCGGAAAUAAUGUUCCUGUCUACGUUAAGUCUACGUUUUAAAAUGUUAAAAAAAAAAGGAAACGGGAGAUAGGCACUCCGCAUCGUUACCGAUCGACGUCGCAGAUUAUGUCUGACGAUGUCUGUAGUCCAUUACACGGCAUUAAUCACGAAUUCCACGACGAGGAGGAGAGCGUAACGCAGUGAUAAUCGCGCGGCAAUUGCCUGACGUCCAGCUGAAGUCAUUAACUGUUAAACACGAAGUGGUCGAGCAGCAUAAUGUUCGAGAAAUAUUUUGACGUAGAUCUCACCGUAGAUCUCACCGAGAUGUAAUUUUGUAAAAUAUGUAUAAUAAAAUGUACGCAAAAAACGUUU
This is a messenger RNA of Temnothorax curvispinosus, 7207 nucleotides long. RefSeq names its product solute carrier family 41 member 1-like. The transcript has 8 exons. The coding region runs from base 2095 to 3753 and encodes 552 amino acids. NCBI's taxonomy places the organism in Eukaryota, Metazoa, Arthropoda, Insecta, Hymenoptera, Formicidae. Gene Ontology annotation, cellular component: plasma membrane. Gene Ontology annotation, biological process: monoatomic cation transport. Gene Ontology annotation, molecular function: monoatomic cation transmembrane transporter activity. The record is from RefSeq and is a predicted model, not a curated record.